This is a messenger RNA of Ictalurus punctatus (channel catfish), 818 nucleotides long. RefSeq names its product teneurin-3. The transcript is spliced from 2 exons. Gene Ontology annotation, biological process: signal transduction. Bases 280 to 810 code for a protein of 176 amino acids. The record is from RefSeq and is a predicted model, not a curated record. Gene Ontology annotation, cellular component: membrane. Lineage: Eukaryota; Metazoa; Chordata; Actinopteri; Siluriformes; Ictaluridae.
GCAGGAGGUGGGGGGAGUUUGUGAAUCCUGGGGAGAUUAAGUGUACAACUGAGUGCUAUUCUGACCUCUGCUUCACACUUUCAUCUCUCUCUCUCUCUCUCUCUCUCUCUCUCUCUCUCUCUCCCACAGGUGAACGGUGGCUCUAAGCAGACCGGCGCACAGAUCGACUGACUGCUUGUGUGUGUGUGUGUGUGCGAGAGUGUGUGCGAGAGUGUGUGCGUGUGUGCGUGUGUGCGUGUGUGUGUGUGUGUGUGUGUGUGAGAGAGUCAUGCAUGCAGGAUGGAUGUGAAGGAGCGCAGGCCGUACUGUUCGCUGAGGGAGAGUCGCAGAGAGAAGGACAGACGCUUCACACACUCGUCUGGCGGAGAGAGCGACGAGUGUCGCGUCCCCACGCAGAAAUCCUACAGCUCCAGCGAAACGCUCAAAGCCUUCGAGCACGACUCGCAGCGCCUGCUGUACAGCGGCCGAGCUAAAGAGAGAGAGCCCCGAGACACGGACGAGUACGGACGGCCAGGGCAGAACUUCACCCUGAGGCAGUUGGGGAUCUGUGAUCCGGCCACGCGUCGCGGGUUAGCGUUCUGCUCUGAGAUGGGCCUCCCCCAUCGCGGGUACUCAGUUGGUACAGGCUCAGAUCUAGACGCUGACAACGAGGCCGUGAUGUCACCGGACCGCGCCAUGCGGCUGUGGGGUGGGGGGGUCAAGUCCGCACGCAGCUCGUGCCUGUCGAGCCGAUCCAACUCGGCACUGACGCUGACCGACACGGAGCACGACAACAAGUCCGACAGCGACAACGGUGAGUCAGAGAGUUAAUGUACACA